Molecule: messenger RNA, 3999 nt
Organism: Nylanderia fulva
Lineage: Eukaryota; Metazoa; Arthropoda; Insecta; Hymenoptera; Formicidae
Biological process (GO): regulation of transcription by RNA polymerase II
Cellular component (GO): nucleus
Molecular function (GO): transcription coregulator activity
Source: RefSeq, a predicted model, not a curated record
GACAGCUGAGAGAGCGGGCCGUUGCGUCAGUUCGUCCACUCGGCAGGAUAAAGAAAGAAAUUGACAUUUUCCAUAAUUCAUCGUUUAUUCCCGAAGAAGAGCCAACCGCGCGUCUCUCCGGCGAGCGUUCUCCCUUCUCUCGAUCCCGGGGAAGCGUCGCGGAGGUACGAACUCUCUUCCUCGUUUGGUUACCCUCGCACCGGAGCAACAUCUGCCGACAUAACCGGACGUAACCGCUGCAUCGAUCCGAUACAACACCGCUCCCUAACCUGCACCCGCUCUCGCGUUGAUUCUGUCAGCUCGCGAUCAUCGGCGAGUCCCGGUCAUCGCGAUUGCCCAGUGUGAGGUAAGAGCAGAUUGCACGUGCAAGUUGAGAGAUCGGUAAAAGAAAAAAAGAAUAACGAAAAUGGAGUGCGCUCCGAUACGCGCGAAAAUUGCACGUGCAACGCCCGGACUCCCGGAGCGAAGCUACUCCUCGCCGUGAGAAAUAAAAUAAUGCUCUGUCGAAUGUCGUUGUCGCUCCUGGGCUUCCUCCGCAGUGCUGGCCACGGGGUGGACCACCGAUGUCUUGCAGAGGGGCCGUCGUCGCUUGCGCGUCAGGACGACGCAGUCGUGGGAAGAUCGAGGGAACGGAAUACGCGUCCCCCGACGCGCUCUUCGCUUCGUCGAAGACAGAGGGGAUUGGUAAGAGGGACAGAACUGACAGAAGAAGCAGGAAAACCGAGGCCUGGCACCAGACGAUGGUCAACAAGAACACCGACGUCGUCGAGACGGUAGCCGAUUUUGAGAAAUGGCUCAAGAUGCGCGGAACGGAGCAAUCGGUUUCGUCGGGCAUGGACCUGGACGCGGCCAAGGUGGUGGAGGGCGUAGACCGGUAUUUGGGCGAGGAAGUACUGUCGCAUGGUUACUUUCUGAGCAAGGAUCCAUAUGGUUUGUCUAUUGACAUCGAUCUGGCCGACGCCAAGAAGCUCAAUCUGUCAUCAGGCUACGAUCCGAUACUGCAGGAUCUGACGCAGAGUGAGAAUCGACUAUUGGAACCUCCAUGCGAGAAGGUCGUCGAUGAGUUUAUGCUGCCGGAAUUUCAGUUGGAUCAUCUGGAUUCACUCGCGGCGCUCUCUUCGGAUGACAUGAUGGUGGCUGGGGAGAUUCUGCCAUCCACCAGCAGUCAGCCUAUACUAAAUCAAAUAGAGAACCAAGAUGUUGAACAAAUUAAUCCAAAAAUGAAAAUUCUAGAACGGAACAGUACUGACAUACCUUGUGAGAAAUCUACGCAGGUUGCCCUCAAUGAAAUACCAGUGAAUUUAGGAGCCAUCAACAAGAUAGAGAGUGUAAAGUCAGAACAGGAAGCUACAAUACAGUGUUCAGGAAGUCCUUCGGAACUCUUCAUCGAGGCGUUAUCACCAAUGGAGGAGAACUUAUCAAAUUCCAUAGAAGCGGAUACUCAAAGUAGCAUAAUAGAACAAUUGAAGUCGAAGACUAGGAUGAAACUAGAACCGCGUAUUAUUAAAAAGCGUCGACAGAUGACAGAGCAAUUAGAGAAGAAACUAGAUAAGCACAUUAACGGAAAGAGUUUCAACGAUGCAGAUUCACAGGAUGGCGUAAUGGCUGUGGUUGCCAUAUCUACCGAUAAAAUAUCCAAUACGACGCAAAUUGUCAUCAACACCGGCACGGAGAAGCAGAUCUAUCAGGGCAAGACUUCGGAGCUGAUCGAGGCAACAGGUAAUUUUCCAAAGUUGCCCAAGAUAGAUACUUCUGCCGCGAUCUGGAACGGUAACGUCGAUAAUCUUGAUAAUCCAAGUAACUCGUACGAAAUUGUCAUAUCCAAUGCGCUGGAGGAAUUAGGCAUCACCGAUGACAGUCUGCAACCUGUAAGCGUUACCGAACACGACAAGGUAUGGCUCUGUCCACGGGAAGGAUGCAACAGACAGUUUGGCAGAUUGUACACUUUGAAAGGCCACUUGUUGGGCCAUUAUGGAGUUAGACCAUUUAAGUGCGACUUCGAAGGCUGCACUUGGGCUUUCUAUUCCGAAUUCAAACUGAAAAGACACAAGGAGACACAUCUAAAGCGCAAGGAUCAUGUGUGCCAAGUGGAGGGUUGCAACCGUCGCUUUACCACCGUCUAUAAUCUAUGGAGUCACGAGAAACUGCAUAGUCGUCCGAACAGGAUUGUUUGCCAGGUGCCGAACUGCGACGAAAAGUUUCAGACAAAGCGGGCACUGGAACUGCAUAUGAAAUCGCACGAUCAACGUCACGCGCCUUAUGUUUGCCAACACGAAGGUUGCGGCAAACGUUAUUACAGCAGUAACGCAUUGACGUCACAUCAGCGAUCGCAUAGCUACAAGGAAGUGGACAUCAAGUGCUCGUGGCCAAACUGCGGCAAAGUUUUCGACAAACCGUGUCGACUCAAGGCUCACACGCGCUCACAUACCGGCUGCAAACCUUACCACUGUACGUUUCAAGAUUGCAAAUGGGCAUUUUCAUCGUCCAGCAAGCUCAAGCGUCAUCAGAAGAAGCAUACGAACGAGCGCAAAUUCAUGUGCGACGCCCCGGACUGCGGCAAAGCUUUCAUGCGCUCGGAACAUUUAAAGGAGCAUCGGCUGACGCAUAAGGAAGGUCGUUUUUUUCAAUGUUUCGUAUGCGACGCCCGGUUCUCCGCCAAGAGCAGCCUGUACGUGCACAUUAAGAAGCAUCAACAGACCAAGACGGACAUAAACAUCGACAAUAUACCUUCAGAAUUCGGCUAUACUUCCGGCGAUCAGAAAGGACGCACAAGGACGAAGGACUCUGAUUGCUCGCGAGUGAAGCCGAUGGUCAAGUCAUCGAAACGAAAAUCCACGGAACUAACAAAUGCCAUAGAAUCUGUAAUGAAGGAGAACGACGUCGAGAAAUCGGAUAUGAUAUGUGACAUCAGUUCCCAGAACUCUCAGGAGCCGGAAUGGUUGUAUCGUUGUCCGAUCGAGCUCUGUGAUUAUCUGAUUGGGAACGAGCCGAGUUUUCGCGAGCAUCUAUUGAAGAUGCACAGUAUACGUUGCAACGAUUUGAUGGAUAAACCGUCCUCGGAUAAUUCCGACGUGGACUACAUUCUGUACACGGUGCACGAGUCACCCUCGCCUACGUCACCCACCGUCAUCGAGGAAGAACAGAUGGUUAUGGUGACAACACCCUGCGACACUGUUAUUCUCGGCACCUCAUCGUCAAACGCGGAUCGUCAAUGUCUACCGGACUCGGAACCGCCGUCUUUCAACACCCUUAAGAGCUCGGAAUCUCUGCACUCCGACGUGUGUGCUGAGCAAAUUGACAAGGGAACUCUGUCGCUCAAGAAGGAUCAGAGUUCUGCUAGGACAGAUCUGACAUAUUCGGACUGGUCCAGACUGAAAAACGGCACGCUGAUGGAUUCGACAGCGACGAAUACGUCGGAUGUUGCGUUGAACGUGAGUAGCGAUCUGAACGAGAGUUUAUUGUUCACGGAGGAACUACCAUCGAUGUACUAUCAGGACGAUGUGGCAGGUACGGAGUAUCAGGUGUUAUUACUGGACUCGAGUCCGCUUGAGAGUGCUGUGAAUUUGCGCGGUCUCGAAUGACUUUCGUGAUAAAUGCGAGUGAGACUUGAAUAACUUUUAUCAAAUAUAACUUUUAUGAUAGGCGAAUGUGAUCGAAUGACUGUUGUAUGAUCAUUUUGUAUGACACGACGAAUAUGAUUCUUUGUUAUUUUUAACGUAGCUUAAAAUUGACACGAUCGUUCUAAACCUAAAUCAAGAUGUGUGAUUAUUAUAUUAAACAUAGCUUUUAAAAAUGGUGACUCUAACACGAUCUGUGAUCUAGGAGCUGGCCUCAGCCUGAUAUCCAUUUGUACUAUUGCGGCUCAUAAUCGCUUUAAAUCGUUAUUUUAUUAAUAAAUCGUUGAUAUUUUUCCAUAAAAGUCAUUACCUGCGUAUUUUAUUGUUAUUGCUAUCCGACGCGUGUAAGUCGCAUAUAUUGUUUAUAAAUAAUUUACUAUUU